This is a messenger RNA of Hemicordylus capensis (graceful crag lizard), 5884 nucleotides long. RefSeq names its product zinc finger protein RFP-like. Lineage: Eukaryota; Metazoa; Chordata; Lepidosauria; Squamata; Cordylidae. The record is from RefSeq and is a predicted model, not a curated record. Bases 491 to 3352 code for a protein of 953 amino acids. The transcript has 14 exons. Gene Ontology annotation, molecular function: protein binding; zinc ion binding.
AAAGGCACCGCUGCAGCCUCUCUGCUCUCUUACUAGCAGCGGCCCCGCCCACCAGGAAGAACACCACCUGAGCUGCUGGCCUCUUCCCGCCUCAGACACACAUAAAAGGAUGCCCGCUGAGCCUGCCGAUGCUGAGCCGCACAAAUGCUCCCCACUUCGUGCGCCUAACUCAGCAGUAGUGCCGCCCUCCACAGAGACAAACUCGUAGGAGGACUCUCACUCUGUCUCUGGCCAGCCCCGGCAGCAGCACGAGAAGCCCAGGAGGAGCAGCUUUCUUCUCCCGCCCCCCCGACCCCCGCGGGACUACAUUCUUGGCAGAAGGCAAGUCCUCUGCUGCCCCCGUUUUUCUCUUGGUCUCCAGCACUGUAGCCGGUUCCUUUCCAGGGCUUGGAGGAAGAGCAACGACCCCGUCUGCUUGCAGCUAAUUGCCCUGCCUGGGCGGGAGGGGCCGAGAGGAAAGCAGUUCUCCGCCUGUUGUGGUGUUUGAGCCAUGGCCACUCUCAGCACGAGGAAAAAACUUCAGGAUGGAGCCACUUGCCCCGUUUGUCUGGACUUCUUCACUGAUCCCGUGACUCUGGACUGCGGGCACAAUUUCUGCCAAGCCUGCAUUGCUCAGUGCUGGGGGGAGCCACCCACAGUUACUGCCUGUCCUCAGUGCCGAGAGAGCUUUCAGCCGAGGGACGUGAAGCCGAACAGGCAACUGGCUAAUGUGCGUGCAAUAGCUGAAGAGUGCAGUGUGCAGGUGAAGCAGGCAGUGGGAGACUGGAGAGUCUGUGAGAAGCACCAGGAGCCCCUGAAGCUCUUCUGCAAGGAGGACGAAGCCCCCAUCUGCAUGGUGUGUGACAGAUCCAAGGAGCACCGAGAGCACGAUGUGGUUCCCGUGGAGGAGGCUGCCCCGGAGUACAAGGGUCAGUUCUGCAGCGUUCUGGAGAAUUUGAAGAAGGGAAGAGAGAAAAUUCUGGCAUUUAAAGCCAAUGCAGAAAAGGAAAGCAAAAACUUUCUUAAUCAGAUCGUAGCAGAGAGGCAAAAGACAGUGGAUGAAUUCAGUCAACUCCACCAGUUUCUGGAAGAGCAAGAGACAUGCCUGUUGACCCAGAUAGAAGAAGUAGAGAAGGAGAUUGCAAGAAGAAGGGAUGAACAUUUGGCAACACUCUCUGAGGAGCUCUCAUCUCUUGAUAACAUUAUCCAGGAGUUGGAAGAGAAGUGUGAGCAGUCAGCAAGUGAGCUUCUGCAGGAUGUUAGAAGCACCUUGCGGAUGUGUAAGGAGAAAGAGAGAUUUGAGAAUCCCGUGACUUUUCCUCCCUCAGUGAAGUGGAGAAUCUGGGACUUUGCUGAUAGAAACACCUUGCUGGAAAAUAUCACGAAGCAGUUCAAAGACAAUCUACUAUUUGGAUUUCAGCUGGAGAAAGCAAAUGUCACUUUGGAUCCGGACACAGCUCAUCCCCUACUCAUCCUGGCUGAAGAUCAUAAGUGUGUGAGAUGGGGAGAGAAAUGGCAAGAUCUGCCCGACAAUCCUGAGAGAUUCAGCAGCUUCUGUAUUGUGCUGGGAUGUGAGGGAUUCACAGCAGGGAGACAUUGCUGGGAAGUCAGUGUGGGAAGUGAGGGAGAUUGGGCUGUGGGGGUUGCCAGGAAGUCUGUGAAGAGAAAGGGCCGUUUCAGAUGGGGACCUGAGGAAGGGAUCUGGGCUGUGAUGAAGCUGGGUGGCUUGUACCUCCCCCCUGCUGACGUUCCUCUGCACUUGAUAGGGGAGCUUAAGCGGAUCCGAGUGAUUCUAAAUUGUGCUGAAGGGCAGGUAGCCUUUUCUGAUGCUGACUCAGCAGCCCCCAUCUGCACCUUCUCAGAAGCCUCCUUCUCCGGAGAGACCCUCCUCCCUUUCUUUUGGCUGGGUGAGAAAACCUCCCUGACACUCUCCCCCUUUAUGGCGGCUCUCAGCGCCAGGAAGAGGUUUGAGGAGGAAGCGACUUGCUCCGUUUGCCUGGACUUCUUCACCGAUCCAGUGACUCUGGACUGUGGGCAUAAUUUCUGCAAAGCCUGCAUCGUCAAGUGCUGGGGGGAGUCCCCAAGAAAAGCCGCCUGUCCUCAGUGCAGAGAGAGAGUUCAGUCUACAAACCUGAAGCCAAACAGGCAGCUGGCCAGUGUGAUCGAAGUAGCCAAAGAGCUGAGUGUGCAGACGAAGCAGGAAGCCGGAGCGGGGAGAGUCUGCGAGAGGCACAAGGAGCCCCUGAAGCUCUUUUGCAAGGAGGAGGAAGCCCCCAUCUGCGUGGUGUGCAACAGAUCCAAGGAGCACCGAGCCCAUGAUGUGGUUCCCCUGGAGGAGGCUGCCCAGGAGUACAAGGAUCAGAUCCAUGGAAGACUAGAGAUUCUGAGGAAGGAGCGAGAGAAAAUCCUGGAAUAUAAAGCAGAUGCAGAAACAGAAAAACAAGCCAUUCUUGAGCAAACAGAAACAGCAAAGCAAAAAGUCGUGGCUGAGUUCAGACAAAUGCACCAGUUUUUGGAAGAACAGGAGAAACGUUUGCUGGCCCAGAUGGAAGAGCUGGAGAGGGAGAUUUUAGCAAGGAGUGAGGAGCACUUGGCCAGACUCUCCGAGGAGCUCUCCUCUCUCGAAUGGACUAUCUGGGAGAUGGAGGAGAAGUGCCAGCAACCAGCGGCUCAACUCCUGCAGGAGAUUAGAAACACCUUGGAGAGUUGUAAGAAGAAGCCAUUUGAGAACCCAGUAGCUUUUCCUCCUGCCCUGAAGUGGAAGAUCUGGGAAUGCCUGGAUAGAAAUCCCUUUUUGAAGGGCAUCAUGAAGCAAUUCAAAGUCACUCUGCUAUCUGAAUUUCAGUCACAGAAAGCCAAUGUCACUCUAGAUCUGGACACAGCUCAUCCCCAACUCAUCCUGGCUGAGUAUCAUAAAAACGUGAGAUGUGGAGAGAAAUGGCAAGACCUGCCCAACAAUCCUGAGAGAUUCAGCAUCUACUGUUUUGUGCUGGGGUGUGAGGAAUUCACAGCAGGGAAACAUUGCUGGGAAGUCUGUGUGGAAAGUGGGGAAUAUUGGGCUGUGGGGGUUGCCAGGAAGUCUGUGAAGAGAAAGUACAUGUUCAAAUGGGGUCCUGAGGAAGGGAUCUGGGCUGUGGGGAAGUGGUAUAAUGGGUACCGGGCACCAAAUUCCCCUGCUGACGUUCCUCUGUGCCUGAGUGGGGAGCCUAAGAGGAUCCGAGUGACUCUAAACUAUGCUGAGGGGCAGGUGGCCUUUUUUGAUGCUGACUCGGCAGCCCCAAUCUAUGCCUUCUUAGAAGCCUCAUUCUCAGGAGAGACCCUUCUCCCCAUCUUUUAUGUAUAUGGAAAAGGCUCCCUGACACUCUCCCCGUGAGGUAGCUGAAGAGUGGAGAUGGAUGUAUAUUAAGCUACAGCAGUUUCAACACUCCUACAACUUAAGUUAAAGAUAAGAGUUGGGGAGCAACCUUCUUUCCCAUUUGAGGAGAAACUGGCUUUGAACAGCUGUGAUUGGUUCAUCCCUGAGUGAGUCAGGAAACCAUUUUAUCUUGCAUCCCACACCAUCAGAGCUAUUUUCAAAGUGAAGGGGAAAACAGAAAUAAGAGAUGGAGCUGAAGGUAGCAGAGCUCACCCUGCAAGGAACCUGCCCCUGCCCCGCAACAUCCACUCCUAUUUCUGUUGGAGUUUGUGUUUAUUUAGCAAAGCACCAGAAGGAAGCUACCCACUCUAAUUACAGAGUAGAGUGCAGAGUUUAGUUGUUGUAGUUAUUUAAAGAACAUGCAUGAAAAUUGUUGUACAACCUAAACUAAAUGACUUGUCUAGCAAGCAGGAGGGUGCUGGUUCGAAUUUCCGCUGGUAUGUUUCCCAGAAUGGGAAACACCUAUAUCAGGCAGCAGCGAUAUAGGAAGAUGCUGAAAGGCAUCAUCUCAUACAGCAUGGGAGGAGGCAAUGGUAAACCUCUCCUAGCAAAGACAACCACAUGGCUCUGUGGUUGCCAGGAGUCGACACCGACUCGAUGGCAUAAUUUUACUUUUACCUUUUGAUAGGAAAGACCUAGUCCUAUCUAUCAGCUACAUAAUGAAUAGGUAGGGAGAGAGAUGUUUCCAUCUGCUCUCUAAGUCAGAGGAAAGGAAAGAGGACUGCCUCGCUACAGGAAAUACCUGAGGAGUCAAGGCAGGGGUCUUAGAGGCAAAGCAGGGACAGAUAAGGAGACUCUCACUGACUACCUCUACUCCCAAUGCCCCUAGUGGUCAUUAGGAUAGUUGGUGCAAAAGGUUGAUGCACUGGAACUCCACCUCAUAGGAACAUAGGAAACUACCAUAUACUGAGUCAGACCAUUGGUCUAUCUAGUUCAGUAUUGUCUACACAGACUGGCAGUGGCUUCUCCAAGGUUGCAGCAGGCAGGAACCUCUCUCGGCCCUAACUUGGAGAUGCUGCCAGGGAUGGAACUUGGAACCUUCUGCUCUUCCCAGAGCAGCUCCAUCCCCUGAGGGGAAUCUCUUACAGGGCUCACACAUCAAGUCUCCCAUUCAUCUGCAACCAGGGCAGACCCUGCUUAGCUAUGGGGACAAGUCAUGCUUGCUACCACAAGACCAGCUCUCCUCUCCAACAGUCUCUUCUCUCUCCUUUAACAGUUUCUGAGUACAUCUGUCUCCAGUCUUGCCUAAGGCAGCCAAAUCUACCCCACAGGCCCUAUGGGGGUAGGUGGGUUUGCUUUCCAGACCAGGUUGAUUAAUAAAACACCAAAUGGUUAUUUGUCAGUAACACCUUUUGCAGCUCUGUAGUGACCACUACAGGCUUUUGACCUUGGUCACCAAAAUGAACUCACUCACUCACUCAGAAUCUGCCUUUUGCCUUCUUUUCAGAGUUCUCUCUUCUUUCUUUAAAAGGCAGUAUCACAAUUAGUAUGAAUACCAUCAUGAGCUUCUUCACAUGACUGUUUGGGGCUUGGCAGGAUCCUAGCCCAGCAGCAGUGGCAGGUCAGGUGUGCAGAGCCGUGUUUGUACUCUGCAACCCACAUGCCCAGACAGCUGCAGCAGUGGUGAGCACAGAACCAGGAGGGUCUCCAAGACUCAGGAGCACCAUCCCACAAUGCAGGGGAAGGGGAAAACCUCAUCACAUCACACCUGCAUUCUGACUGGCCAUGCCAGGGCAGGAGGCAGGGAAAGCCCCAUUCAGGCCUUUGCAAGCCUGAAGGCAACACCUUCCUCAGCCAAGGAUUAACCCUGCAGGCAAACCCCUCCUGUAUUCUACCGAAGAAAACCACAGGGCUCUGUGGACGCCAGAAGUCGGAAUCGACUUGGCGGCACACUUUACCUUUAGCUGCGAAAAAGCGGAGUGCAUACAAGUUGUCCCUCGAAUUUUUUUCAUCUCUGUGCGGAAUGAGUUUUGUUCCGGGCAGCAGUAUCAAGACAGUGUGUGCACACCUGCAUUCAGAAUGGGGCCUUCCUGAUUCAACCUGAGUGGGAUCUAAAAGGAACUGAGCUGAGAUCCAAAAACUUGUGAGCGUACACACGUGCGCACACCUUAGAGGGAACAGUGGUGCAUACCUCAUAGUUAUUAAUUCAGCUUAGGCAUGGGGCAUAGUUAUUAAUUUUGAAACACUAACUCUUAAUGGUUGUUUGAGGAAAUGCAGUCAAUACACCCAGAGUUCUCCCAGUGUGGUUGGACUAGAACUCCAUUGACCAUUUUGGCUGACGAUGGUGGGAGUUCUAAAGGCCAAAGCUUGAAAAUUCCUGAUUUAUAUGUGAUUUAAUCUGUAGUUAACAUUAUAAAUUGGACCCAGUUAUCUUUUAAGAGAGCUUCUGUAUAAUGUAUAUAUGAACAUGGUUCAUAUAUAAAAAUGUUUUUUAAAAUGUGUUGAGAUGUGUAUUUUCAAUAAAGACUUCUCUUCAGACUGAAAAGCAAA